Molecule: messenger RNA, 3098 nt
Organism: Scatophagus argus
Lineage: Eukaryota; Metazoa; Chordata; Actinopteri; Scatophagidae
Product: neuronal acetylcholine receptor subunit alpha-9-II
Exons: 6
Coding region: 326-1996 (556 amino acids)
Biological process (GO): nervous system process; monoatomic ion transmembrane transport; regulation of membrane potential
Cellular component (GO): postsynaptic membrane; neuron projection; synapse
Molecular function (GO): transmembrane signaling receptor activity; acetylcholine-gated monoatomic cation-selective channel activity
Source: RefSeq, a predicted model, not a curated record
CCCCCCCCCCCCGUCUGCAGGCGUUUGACUGACAGAUGAAUAGCCCACUUUGUGGUGAGGCGAUGAUUCGUGGGCAUCUUGUUUCUCUUGGUCCGCUGCUGCUAUGUGAUAGCCGGCGUUUUAUUCCCUGUCUCAGUCAGCAGACAUGCUGCCUCCCCUGCCAAGCACUAAGAGCUGGCCUGACUGCGAGGACGGCCAGGUGAAACGGUGCCCUGCUAUCUGCCCCUGAGUUCAAUUGGGGUUGAACAGGCAUCGUGUAGGCCCGUUCGGGGAUGAAACCAAACCACCGUCUGGUCGCUGGUCGCAGUUAACUUUUAUUUCAGAAAUGUUUAAGAUCGUCCCAAUAAUCUGCCUGGCGAUGCUGCUUCCUGGAGUGGCUCACUCGGCUGAGGGUCACUACGCCCAGAAGCUUCUGAAUGAUCUGAUGGAGAAUUAUUCCAGCGCUCUGCGGCCUGUGGAGGACACGGACAGCGCCCUCAAUGUCACCUUACAGAUCACCCUGUCUCAGAUCAAAGACAUGGAUGAGAGGAACCAAGUGCUGAUUGCCUACCUGUGGAUCAGACAGACGUGGAAUGAUGCGUACCUGAAGUGGAAUAAAGAGGAUUAUGAUGGACUGGAGGUGAUUCACAUCCCCAGCAGCCUGGUGUGGAGGCCCGACCUCGUCCUCUAUAACAAAGCCGAUGAUGACUUUUCAGGGCCAAUGGACACCAACGUGAAACUUCGCUACAACGGAGAGAUAACCUGGGAUGCUCCUGCCAUCACUAAGAGCUCCUGCGUAGUUGAUGUCUCCUACUUCCCCUUUGACAGCCAGGAAUGUAACUUGACUUUCGGUUCCUGGACUUACAAUGGCAACCAGGUAGACAUCAUUAUGGGCAUGGACAGCGGCGACCUGUCAGACUUUGUGGAAAAUGUCGAGUGGGAGUGCCACGGGAUGCCGGCCACCAAGAAUGUCAUCAUGUAUGGCUGUUGCUCUGACCCGUAUCCAGACAUCACCUACACGGUGCUCCUGCAGCGGCGCUCCUCUUUUUACAUCUUCAACCUCCUCGUCCCAUGCUUCCUAAUCUCCUUUUUGGCUCCUCUGGGUUUCUACCUACCUGCAGAUUCUGGGGAGAAGGUUUCUCUGGGAGUGACAGUUCUUCUGGCUCUCACUGUAUUCCAGCUAAUGGUGGCUGAGAGCAUGCCUCCAUCUGAGAGCGUGCCGCUUAUAGGGAAGUACUAUAUUGCCACUAUGACCAUGGUCACAGCCUCUACAUCUCUCACCAUCUUCAUCAUGAACAUCCACUUCUGUGGUGCGGAGGCCAAACCAGUCCCCCACUGGGCAAAAGUUCUCAUCAUUGACUACAUGUCCAAGAUUUUCUUUGUUUAUGAGGUGGGCGAGAACUGUGCCUCCCCCUCCUCCACCACUUCUUUGUCUUCUCAUUUCGCCCAGGAUGACAUUCAUCAUCACCACCUCAGCUCCCACAUUCAUGCAAAUGGAAAACCAGGAAGCCACAGUAGCCAACAGGAUUGUCUGAAACACAAACACCCCAGACCUCAGACCCCCAAACCACAGCACCAUCCCAGAGUGAAAGCCCAGCACCACAUUACCAGAGAAGACAGGAGCCACCUCUCCAGCUAUGCACCUCGGAAAUAUGAAGGCUCUAAUGGGAAAGUCCCAACAGGCAACUGCUGUAAAGAAGACCAAAAGGUCCCCUGCUACUCUGAAGACCAAAAGCUUCUGUGCUGCUCUGAAGACAAAAAGCCUCUGCCUCGAGGCCCCACUGUGACCUUUGGCCCCUGUGUGUUCUGCAGUUAUGGUAGUGGCAUUCCUGGUGUGGACACCAAGCUGGUGCGCAACGUUGAAUAUAUUGCAAAGUGUUUCCGAGAGCAGAAGGCCACAUGCGCUAAAGGGGCAGAAUGGAAGAAGAUCGCUAAGGUGAUGGACAGAUUCUUCAUGUGGAUCUUCUUCAUCAUGGUUUUCCUGAUGAGCAUCCUCAUCAUUGGCAAGGCACCAUGAUCAAGCAGCAGCAGUUUAGUUACUUUUGAUACUUGACUCUGACCUUUUUUUUUUGGUCAAACAAAAAUGUCAAAGGGACUAUUUUGUGUUUUAUAAAUAUAUUUGAUGUAUAUGGAUGUAUUGUGGCUUUCUCUUUAUUAAUGACGACAGUAUACAUGGUAACAUUGCAGUCUUUGGACUUCAACAAAAACAGAACACAUUGAGACAGACUUUGAUAAUGUAUGCAGGCAAUGUAGAAAACUUGUAAUGAAAGAGACACUGGCUACAACAAAUUGUGUUUGGUAUGCAUUUUGGAUACCCUGCUUCCUAUACAGUCUGUACCAUCUUUACUGAUAGUGUGUUGUAAAUGAAUAUCUUAUUACCAUCAAACUCCCAUCAACCAUGGCUUUGAUACACAGGUACUUCAUCAUCUGACCAUUGAAUACACAUAAGGGGAUCUGCUGUCAAUGUUAAAAUAUAACCAGUGGAGACAGCACAUGUCUUAUUAACUACUUUGAAAUCAGAUGCCUGAGGCUGAGAGUUACAGCGUCAGCACACGCUCUGGAUCCACAGAAUCAUUUUUUUGUUCAAAAUCAUCCAGUGAAUAUUUAAUGAGCAAGCUUUGUUUGUAGCACAGCCAGGGCAGUGGGGAUGAAAGGUAAUAUGGAGCAUCAAUUAUGUAACACAGAACACACUCUGACACCCCUCUCUACCAAAAACCCCUUACCUUGAACUUGGAAAAUUCUGACAUAUGUUGCAUUUAUAAAUAUGAUGUAUUGCUGUAAAUUUAUCAACCUAUUUGUAUAUAAAGUAGUUGGGUACUUAUAUGCCACCUGCACCAACAGCAGUAAUAUACCAUUUAAGAUGAAGAAUACUCUGAAAUGGGUUCAUUCUUCAUGAUGAAUACUUUUAAUACUCAUAUACAUUUUGCUGAUAAACAAAGUCCAGAAAUUUCCUAAACUAGCUAGGCACUGUUGCGUUUGGUAAAUGUUACUGAAACAGUGUGUUCUUUGUGGACUGUUUUCAGAUGUAGAUUUGGUGUGCUGGUGCGUAUUUAUGGUAACCGGAUGGUGUAUGUGGAACCUACUCAAAAUAAACUACAGUGUCCAUGUUCCUUGUGAUG